Gopherus flavomarginatus (Mexican gopher tortoise) is the source of this 3517-nucleotide messenger RNA. RefSeq names its product sphingosine-1-phosphate receptor 2 (gene S1PR2). The record is from RefSeq and is a predicted model, not a curated record. The coding region runs from base 336 to 1388 and encodes 350 amino acids. Gene Ontology annotation, cellular component: membrane. NCBI's taxonomy places the organism in Eukaryota, Metazoa, Chordata, Testudines, Testudinidae. Gene Ontology annotation, biological process: sphingosine-1-phosphate receptor signaling pathway. The transcript is spliced from 2 exons. Gene Ontology annotation, molecular function: sphingosine-1-phosphate receptor activity.
UACCCAGUGGGCUGUUAAGCUGCAGGACUUGCCUCCACAGGGUGACGUUCCUUGGGCGAGUGACUCGUGAGUUCAGAUAGGUGAAGUGUUCCUGUGCCCUGUGCCUCCUUUCCCCGGCUGGCACCGCCGGCAGUGCAGGGCGGACGGACAGACAAGGGAGGUGGAAAGAGAUGGACGGUACAAUGGAUGGGGAGGAGGAGGCAUACAGGAGGGUCGGAUGGAUGGAGGAGGACAGCCAGUGGGGGUGCACCUGCCCCCAGUGACGAUGCCAUGGCCUGCGCCCCGUGACGCCGAGCUCCGGGCGGCACUGUGACAGGGGCAGCCCGUGGGCAGCCAUGGGGAGCAUCUACAAGGAUUACUUCAACCCGCAGAAGAUCCGGGAGCACUACAACUACACCAAGGAGCUGACGGAGAAGCGGCAGACCCCGGGGCGUGAUGCCGUCUCCAUCGCCAUCGUCAUCCUGUGCUGUCUCAUCGUGCUGGAGAACCUGCUAGUGCUGGUCUCCAUCUACCGUAACAAGAAGUUCCACUCGGCCAUGUUCAUCUUCAUCGGCAACUUGGCCUUCUCCGACCUGCUGGCCGGCUUGGCUUUCAUGGCCAACGUCCUGCUCUCGGGCCAGUACACGUUCAGCCUGACACCGGUGCAGUGGUUCGUGCGGGAGGGCACGGCCUUUGCCACGCUGGCGGCCUCGGUCCUCAGCCUGCUGGCCAUUGCCAUUGAACGGCACGUGGCCAUCACCAAGGUGAAGGUGUACAGCAGCGACAAGAACUGCCGCAUGGUGCUGCUGAUCGGGGCUUGCUGGGUGAUCUCGGUGGCCAUCGGGGGGCUGCCCAUCAUGGGCUGGAACUGCAUGGGCCGCCUGGAGGACUGCUCCACCGUCCUGCCCCUCUACUCCAAGCGCUACAUCCUCUUUGUCGUCACCGUCUUCACCGCCAUCCUGCUCUCCAUCGUGCUGCUGUACGGCCACAUCUACUGCAUCGUCCGCUCCAGCCACGCUGAGAUCGCCAGCGUGCAGACCCUGGCCCUGCUCAAGACGGUCACCAUUGUCCUGGGGGCCUUCAUCAUCUGCUGGCUGCCGGCCUUCAUCAUCCUCCUGCUGGACACCUCGUGCGCCAUCAAGGCCUGCCCCAUCCUCUACAAGGCGGACUAUUUCUUUGGCUUCGCCGCCCUCAACUCGGCCAUCAACCCCGUGAUCUACACGCUGCGUAGCAAGGACAUGCGGAAGGAAUUCCUGCGGGUGCUGUGCUGCUGGGGCAUGGCGGGGCGCGGCAAGCCGGCCGAGCGCUGCAUGGUGCCCCUCCGCAGCUCCAGCUCCCUGGAGCGCUGCACCCAGAAGCAAGACCUGCCCACCUCGCCCAUCCUGCGGGAAUGCACCACCUCGGUGUGAGGCGCCACAGGGACAGCGGGCGCUGAUUGGUACGAAGGGACCCGGCCCGGAGCCGGCUCUCCCGAAGGCGUCUCUGCUGGCAGGGCAAGGAGGGCGGGGACUUUCCAGUUACUGACAAUCUGGUUUGUGUGAUCCCGUCUUCCCGAGCGCCACCCACUCCUGCUGGGAUCCUGCCUGCUCCCAGCACGGCCUCACCCAACCCACGCGGCCAUGCUCACCUGGCGCGCGCCUGGGGGCUGGGCGGAGGUUGCCUGGCUCCAUGCACGCUGGCCCAGGGGCCUUUCUGGCGGAUGCCCUGCCCUGCUGGGAGCUCAGCUCCGCCCUGGUCUGCCUGCGGGUGAACUGCCAGCUGCCCUGCUGGGAUGGAGGGGGCUGGCAGUGACGGGCUAGCUGCACCAAGCCCGGCCCAGGGGGCGCGGAGGGGAUCUGGGCACAGUCAGGGCCAAGCCCUCACUGCAUAUAUGUUCCCUCACCAGCUGGUAGCAUCAGGGCACCAGGAGCCCCCCGCAUGGCGCCCGGCCCUGGCUCAGUGCAGUGAGCAGUCGCUGUCGGGCAGGAUGAACUGGGGGCUGCGCAGAGAACGGAGCAAGAACCCUCGAGAGGCCCACAUCUGGUUAAAGUGAGUGUGUGUGUGGCUGGCUGGCUGGCUGUACGGUGCAGUGUGUGUGUGUGUAGGUAGAGUGUGUGUGUGGCUGGCUGGCUGGCUGUACGGUGCAGUGUGUGUGUGUGUAGGUAGAGUGUGUGUGUGUUUGUGUGGCUGUGCAGUGCACUGUCUGUGUGUAGGCAGUGUGUGUGCAGUGCACAGUGAGUGUGUGUGUGUGUGGCUGUGCAGUGCACUGUCUGUGUGUAGGCAGUGUGUGUGCGGUGCACAGUGUGUGUGUGUAGGCAGAGUGUGUGUGUCUGUGUGUCUGGCUGUGCGGCGCAGUUGGGAUGUGCAGGCAGUGUGUGUGUGUCUGGCUGUGCAGUGCAGUUGGGGUGUGUUGCUCUCACCCGCCCCCUGCUAGGCCUGGCCCAGGACAGGUUUCUGCUCCGCCUGGCCUAGGGGCACAGGCCUUUGCUGGCUCAGGGGCUUCGCUGGGUGCCCUUGCUGGGGUGGAGGGGGGGCGCUGGGCGGGCACGUCCCCUGCCUGGCUGGGAGAAUGAGUCACAGCCUGAUGUGCAGCAACGUGUCCGUGCGGCACGGGGGGGGGGGGGGGUUGUGAAUGGGAAUGGAAGGUGGGUGUGGGAAUGGCAGCCCUACCCAGCACGUGGGGGGGUGCAGGGGGUGUUAAGGUUUUGUUUUAAAAUAACCCGUUGCCCCUGCCCUGUCCCAGGCACAGCCUGUGCCCCAGCCCCCUCCGGACGUGGUGCAGGCAGGGACCUGGUCAGUGUGUGUGUGGUGGGCAGCCCCGUGUCCCGGCGUGUGCCCAGCGGGACGCUGAGUGGGUCCCCCAGGACCUGGGCCCAUCUACGGCAACCAGAUGGCCCAAUUUUAUAGGUACAGUCCCAAUAUUUGGGGCUUUCUCUUAUCAUAGAAUCUCAGGGUUGGAAGGGACCUCGGGAGGUAUCUAGUCCAACCCCCUGCUCAAAGGGGGACGAAGCCCCUGACAGAAUUUUACCCCAGUUCCCUAAGUGGCCCCCUCAAGGAUUGAGCUCCCAACCCUGGGUUUAGCAGGCCAAUGCUCAAAUCACUGAGCUAUCCCUCCCCCCCAUAUAGCCUUAUAUAGGCUCCUAUUACCCCCCACCCGCUGUCCUGGGUUUUCACACUUGCUGUCUGGUCAGCCUAGGCCCGUGCCCCAGGGCCGCUGGAACCGUUUGUGCAGUGGGGGGCUGAGAGCCGGGGAGGUAUCGAAACCACUGCAAGCCCCCCUGUCCCCCGAUUCCAGCACCUCUGGCUGUUCGCUUCUCCGGCCUCGGGGUGCUCCAGCCGUGGGGGCCCAGUGUCACGUGAGCGCAUUGGUAGGAGCUGGGGCCACCCGCGUGGCACAGGGUCAAGACCUGGUUCUUUAGUGCACACGCAGCACAGUCGGUGUGGGGGGUGGGGAGGACACACCCCAUCCCUGGGAAACACUACAGGAGCCCCCAGGUCUGGGCUGCAAGAGCCACCUCUGUACAUGUGGCCCUUGGCGCCGAUUGGAUUAAAAGAUUGU